Knipowitschia caucasica is the source of this 270-nucleotide messenger RNA. NCBI's taxonomy places the organism in Eukaryota, Metazoa, Chordata, Actinopteri, Gobiiformes, Gobiidae. The record is from the annotation of a GenBank genome assembly.
AUGUGCUCCUCGGGACAGCGCAGGGAAGAGUGCGCAGGACACUGCAAACUCUCUGACUACACCCUGUGCGCCAGUGCGCAUGCUCUGAGGGCCACAGGUCCGCGAGCGCUCCUGCCCCCUCCUCAAUCCUGCCCCGUCCUCACUCCUGCCCCGUCUGCCCCCUCCCUCCUCAUGUCUCUAUCCGACUGUGUUUACAUAUUUUAUUUAAUUAGAGGGCUUUGUCUUCAGGUGUUGAAUGAGGCCCUGGGGGGCCCUCAGCAGAGCACGUAA